Molecule: messenger RNA, 377 nt
Organism: Perkinsus marinus ATCC 50983
Lineage: Eukaryota; Perkinsozoa; Perkinsida; Perkinsidae
Exons: 4
Source: RefSeq, a predicted model, not a curated record
AUGAGUCAACAGAAAUUUGGUCGGAGCGCUGUAGUGGUCCCCUCGAAGUCGGUGUGUCUGUGGGAACGGAAGGCGCUUUUGGAGACGUUGGAGAGGUUAAGUGGAACUGAUGCGACAUGUUGUGCGUCUGGCAGUGAGCUGACUCAGAGGAUGUUCAUAACACAGAUGAGAUUAAAAGGCGCGGCUUCCAGUACUGCAGCACCACAGGUUCGGGUUACUAAUCAUGAUCAAUUUGGUGCGCACUGUAAAGAUUGGCGAUUGCUCUGUACAUUGGCGUUGGAGUUCUUCAACCCUUUUGUGGCUACUGCACCGAGAUGGAUUGCCAAGUUCAGCAUCGCUUUGUACCAUCUUAUUCCUGCCUUUUUCGUUGUUGCUCG